ACGAUGGAGCGAUCUUCGAUGAUGAAGACGCGAGCGACGGUGCGCGGUGUGGUGGCGGGCGCAGCACAACGAUGCUGUGUGCUUAGAUGCUUGCUGGUGAUCUGGUGCUACUCUUGUUGUGUUUUUGUUCUGCUUUUAUUUUGUUGUUUUUCUUUGCCAUGCACUUUAUUGUAACAGUUUUAUACAGUUUCUUAUGCCUCCUCGCUUCUUUGUGCCGCGAUCGACCAACCGAUCGAGGCUGAGACCGAAGCCGAAGUCGUAUAGAGUCGAGUCGAAGUCGCAGCCGAAGCUGAAUCUGAAGUUGAAGCUGAGGCAUGUCUUUUUGAACUGCCCGCAACUUUGGGUAUGCUAAAAAGUUACGAUCGUUUUCAGUUCAGUACCUUAACUCGAACUUGUAGCAGACGACACUGUGUACGGAUAACGGUGCACAUGAUGCCUUAAAGUGUUUCAUUCGAGCCUUUCGUCUUCCAUCAUUGAGCACAUAUUGAGCGCAGCGCUGCGCAGCGUCUCCAUCUCCAUCUAUCGGAAGAGUCUGUUUGGCCGUGUUUUUUUUUUGUUUUUUGUUUUUUGUUCGUAUUCAAUUGCGAUUUGAUUAUUGGAGCGGUUAUCAUCAUCGCGCUUGUCAACGCGUGUGCAAGUGGCGCGCAGGAUCAAAACAGAGCAUCAGGUCAAACGUUUUUCGUUUCGUGUUUUUUUUUUUUUUUUUUUGUUUAAUUGUGUUGUUGUUACUUUUCUUAACUGGGAACAGGAAACGUUACUUGUUUCCGGUGUGAUAGUCUGAUGGUGUGAACUAAUAAGCAAAAAACGGGAAAAAGGAUAAUUAUUUUUUCUCUCGCUCUAUUUUUCUUUCUCUCUGUUUUGACGAUUUGAUGAUUUGAUGAAAAUAUCCUUGAUGUGAAAUCGAACGUGUUUGUUUAUCGUAACAUUUUUUUUUUUUCAAACUGCCAUUUGGGAAAUAUUUUUUUUAUUUUUUUUUUGUGAUAAUUGCUGGCAAAUGAAUCACAAAAAUUGUCACUAAAUAUGUCGUUGUGUGGAAUUUAAUUGCUAAGACGUGAUGAGAAAAUAAAUUAACAAGAUUAAAAAUGAAAUUGAAAUAAAAAAAAAAUAAUUAUUAAAAAAAAAUGCGAGGUACAUCAAAAUUAUACGCGAAUGAAAGUGAAAAAUAAAAAUAAAAAAAAGAGAAAUUAAUUUUGUAAAUAUAAAUUGUUAAAUGCUGAUUAAAUUGGACAGCUUAAACAAAAAUUAAUUAAGAAAAUUAUUAAGGAUAUCAUUUGCUGGAUCAGAAAUACUGGCUUACAGCUGAUCACAAAGAAAUAAAUUGCUGAAUGUUGUUGGCAGAAGUGGUGACCGCAGUUAAAAAACUAUGGAAAUACCCAAUUCCUAUUGAGUGGAAUUUGAAUAAUUGUGUCACCGAUUUAACGGGACAACGACGAAGCAAACUGAGGUUGGUUAAAAUUAACCUCAAUCAAAUUUCACUGGGCGCCAAUAAUGCGAGAAAAGGAUCAUUCACCAAGAAAAAUGCUUCCUAGUCCAAAGCAAGGGUCCGUGUACCCGAUGUUAGGCCACACACCCGUCUCUUAUGCAUCUCAUGUACCUUAUGAUCUAUCACCAGCAACACGAACGUCAUCAUCAUCGUCCGGUCAUUUCCAUCCUAGCAACGUUGAUCAACCGCUCGAUUUGCGGCUAGAUCAUAAAAAGAAUUCCCCAUCUGGCAAUGGCGGCGGCGGCAGUGAUGAGCUGCUCGAAGAUGAAAAUAGCAAUUUGAUCCUACAAAACGAUCGAACGUCAACUUCCGAUCGAAGUUCAAGUCCUGUUAGUCAUAAGAACUUUGAGAAUAAUAACAACAACAACAAUAAUAAUAGCCACAACAACAAUAACAAUCUCCUGAUAAGCCUUAACGACUGUAAGAAAAAAUUUCGCCAAAAUGCGCUCAAUCACUCGCUAAUGAAGGAAGAACUCCGGAUAUCAGCUGGCAGUGAAUCUAGCCUUCAUCAGCAGCACCAACAACGAUCUAACCUGCCUUUUCAUGCGCCCGCCUUGCACCCACUGAUGCUGGAAGCAAUGGCUAAAGCGAUACCCCUGCAAUAUAGAAAUCCAUUUGUGCCACCUAGACCACCAGCGAAUGCCUUCGAACUCCUACGACCGCAACAAAAGGACCUGAUACGUUCCCUCCCGCAGCUGGCAUCAUCAAUGACCAACUCCCGACUAAGCUCCAACACUACUAGCACUAAUAACAAUACUAACAACAACAACAAUAAUAAUAAUAAUGAGGCUAUAGCUAAUGCAAAUCAAACGACAACGCCAUCUAGCGUCAAAAACAAAGAUCGCUACUCGUGUAAAUUCUGCGGCAAAGUGUUCCCGCGAUCGGCGAACCUGACGCGGCACCUGCGAACGCACACCGGCGAACAGCCAUACAAAUGUAAAUACUGCGAACGUUCCUUUAGCAUAUCCAGCAACUUGCAACGCCAUGUGCGCAACAUUCACAACAAGGAGCGUCCAUUCAAGUGUGCGCUAUGUGAGCGUUGCUUCGGCCAACAGACAAACCUUGAUAGGCACUUGAAGAAGCACGAAGCCGAUGCGGCAUCAUUGGGCCUCGGCAUCGAUGACCGAUUGCGAGGCUUGCGACGCAAUAAUCGAGGCGGCAGCGGUCUGCAAGAGGAAUCAUACUUUGAGGAGAUCCGAUCGUUUAUGGGCAAAGUGACGCAAAUUCCUAUUCCACUUCAAACACAAUUGUCAUCGUCGACGGAGCUCAAUUCGCCCAGCAGAAGUUCCUCAUCGUCUGAACCACCGUCGUCACCUCAAAGUAACCAUUGUCUGCAGGUAAUCAAGCAGGAGGAAGGGAGCGGCCACAUAACGAACUGUUUUAGCGAAAACUCUCUGAUGAAUGCACCCGCAGGCGAGAGCUUGAGCACGAAUAUGAACGAAGAGCACAUUAAAGUGACCUGACCUCACCAUCUCUAUAAUACGUAAUUCCUAAACAAUAUAAUACAAAAAUAUAACUAAAAAGCACAACAUGAAACAAAAAAACUAACCUAACUUGCCCUAAAAAUAUAUUUCAUAAUAGAAAACGGAUAUUAUGCAACAACAACAAGAAAAUAUAUAGAUCACUUUUGGUGGAAAUCCUCAGGCGCUUGUGUAGGUAUUUUUUGUGUAUAAGAAUAGCAGUGUGCGUCUGGUUUAGUGAAGCUAUAAAUCAUGAUAGGUUAACGGUAUGUAGGUGAAUUUUGUAUUUAAAGUUCCCGCCAAAAAUGCAAGUGCAGUGGGCGGUAUGCCAUUUUUAAUAAAUAAUUGGUUUAUUGGCUUGCUAGGGAUAUAGAUUUCUGGUUAGUUUUUGGGCUUUGAAGGCUUUGAGGAUCUUUAAAAAAUUUUGGUGUUUCCAUUUUGAAUAAUUGCCAUAUGAUCUCACCACUUUAUGUAAAAAAAACUAGAAUCAUAUUUUAUAUUUUUCAAAUCUUGUUGGUUUGACUGAGACUGAAAAGGUUGGGUUCGAAAUUCCAUAAGGCAAAAGUUAAUGAAGUAGAGCAAUUAUAUUGACAAUCGUCUAUAAAUAAAGAUUACCUAUAUUUUUCAAUUCCAUUUUGCUUACUUUAUUAUGAGAACAAAAAUAAGGAACGUCACGUACAGACAGCGAAAUUCAACCAUUACAUUGUUGAAUAGAUAGAUUUUUAAGCUAAAUUUUUGGUAAAUUUUCUGUCAAUUUCAUAAAAUUUAUAUAAGCAGAUUUUUCGCGUAUAAGGGACCCUUUUUAACCAUCAGUGGGAAAAACUAUCACUCUAACUCUAGAAAUAUGUGCGUAUGCUAUCUCUAACAAAAUUGUUAAAUUCUUUAAAACAACAAAUAUGAAAAAAUACUUUUCUUUAUCGUGGUAAUAUCGUUUAAAAUAAUUGGCCCAAAGUUACAUAUUAUGAAAAGUGAUUUUCAAAUUCUGAAAAUAUUUUUCCAAUUCAGUUUUUUAAAUUUUGUAUUUGGAUUUGUUGUUCCUUAUUUUAACAAAACAUGUGUUUACCAUUCUUUAAUCCCG
Messenger RNA from Episyrphus balteatus (marmalade hoverfly), 4021 nucleotides. RefSeq names its product MDS1 and EVI1 complex locus protein EVI1-B. The transcript has 2 exons. Gene Ontology annotation, molecular function: RNA polymerase II cis-regulatory region sequence-specific DNA binding; DNA-binding transcription activator activity, RNA polymerase II-specific. The record is from RefSeq and is a predicted model, not a curated record. NCBI's taxonomy places the organism in Eukaryota, Metazoa, Arthropoda, Insecta, Diptera, Syrphidae. Gene Ontology annotation, biological process: regulation of transcription by RNA polymerase II. Gene Ontology annotation, cellular component: nucleus. Bases 1489 to 2946 code for a protein of 485 amino acids.